Oldenlandia corymbosa var. corymbosa is the source of this 1746-nucleotide messenger RNA. The record is from the annotation of a GenBank genome assembly. Lineage: Eukaryota; Viridiplantae; Streptophyta; Magnoliopsida; Gentianales; Rubiaceae.
AUGGCCGCCAUUAGAGCAUCUUCUCUUACCUUAAUUGCUUCGACUUCCUACACUACUUCUACUUCUUUGUACUGUGGUUCUUCGCUUUUUACGAGGUUUCGAUCUAAACCCAUCUGGGGUUUAUCCGUUUCCGUAGCUCCGUUGUUGUGUUCGAGAAGGGCGAGACGUAUGGCCCACUCCAUAGCCAAGGCCACCCUUGGCCUUACUCAGGCCAAUGUAGUUGAGGCCCCCAAGAUCUCCUUUGUGGCAAAAGAAAUUGAUUUAGCAGAAUGGAAGGGAGACAUACUCGCUGUAGGUGUUACAGAGAAAGACAUGGCAAAGGAUGGGAAUAAGUUCCAGAAUUCAAUUUUGCAAAAGCUAGACUCUCAAGUAGGUGGCUUGUUGUCUGAGACAUCUUCUGAGGAGGACUUCACUGGAAAGGCAGGCCAGUCGACAACUCUUAGAUUUGCUGGCCUUGGCUCUAAGAGGGUCAGUUUGGUAGGGCUAGGAUCUGCUGCAUCUCCCGCCAUUGCUUAUCGCAGUCUUGGUGAGAGUGUUGCUGCAGCUGCUAAGGCUUCUCAAGCAGCCAGUGUUGCCAUUGCACUCGCUUCCUCUGAGUUGCUUUCUGCAGAUUUGAAGCUUAGAAGUGUUUCGGCUAUUGCAUCUGGUACUGUGCUGGGGACAUAUGAAGAUAGUAGGUUCAAGUCAGAGUCCAAGAAACCAACUUUGAAAUCUGUGGACAUUCUUGGUUUUGGAACAGGGCCUGAGAUAGAAAAGAAACUCAAAUAUGCAGAAUUCGUGUCUUCUGCAGUUAUAUUUGGCAAAAAUCUUGUUAAUGCACCAGCCAACGUACUCACUCCGGCGGUAAUGGCAGAAGAGGCCAAACGGAUUGCUUCGUUGUAUAGUGAUGUUCUCACAACUACAAUCUUGGAUGUAGAGCAGUGCAAAGAGUUAAAGAUGGGAUCAUAUCUGGGUGUUGCUGCAGCUUCUGCAAAUCCUCCACAUUUCAUUCACAUAUGCUACAAGCCACUGGGUGGAUCAGCUAAAACUAAGCUAGCUUUAGUUGGAAAGGGUUUGACUUUUGACAGUGGUGGCUACAACAUCAAGACAGGGCCAGGAUGUUCAAUUGAGCUCAUGAAAUUUGAUAUGGGCGGUUCAGCUGCAGUAUUGGGUGCAGCAAAGGCUCUGGGUCAAAUCAAGCCUGCUGGAGUAGAAGUUCACUUCAUUGUUGCAGCUUGUGAGAAUAUGAUCAGUGGAACCGGUAUGAGACCUGGAGAUAUUGUCACAGCGUCUAAUGGAAAGACGAUUGAGGUCAAUAAUACCGAUGCCGAGGGAAGACUUACUCUUGCAGAUGCUUUGGUAUAUGCAUGUAACCAAGGUGUAGAAAAGAUUAUUGAUCUGGCUACUUUGACUGGGGCCUGUGUUGUCGCUCUUGGACCUUCAAUUGCAGGUGUUUUCACUCCGAGUGAUGACCUGGCAAAGGAAGUUUACGAGGCAGCUGAAGCUGCUGGAGAAAAAAUCUGGAGGAUGCCUUUGGAGGAAAGUUACUGGGAGUCCAUGAAAUCAGGAGUGGCUGAUAUGGUAAAUACUGGUGGUCGUCCAGGUGGUUCCAUCACCGCUGCUCUAUUUCUCAAACAGUUUGUUGACGAGAAGGUGCAGUGGAUGCAUAUUGACAUGGCCGGUCCUGUCUGGAAUGAUAAGAAGAAAAGCGCUACCGGAUUCGGCAUUUCAACUCUUGUGGAGUGGGUGCUGCGGCAUUCCUCUUAG